CUAAACUUAAGAAAACCCCUACAACUAGUUUCCUCAUUGUCGAAACCACUUUCAAAUCUCUUCCUCUCAUGAUCUUUAGACUCUUUUAUUCAUCCCUCUCACCAAAGAUGAAUGACCUUUUAGCGGAUUCGUUUGAGAUCCCUCGAGGUCAAGAAUCAAGGGUUGGGGAUCUUGAGUUAGGGAAUAACCGUCUAGUGAAUCCAGAUAAGUGCUUAGACAAGUUUUUCAAGCAGAUUGAAGAGAUUGAUAAACGAAUUGAGAAGCCCACUAAGCUACUAAAAAAGCUUCAGGACGCAAAUGAAGAGUCAAAGGCUGUAACUAAAGCUGCUGCCGUAAAAGCAAUCAGGCGACAUAUGGAAAAAGGUGUAGAUGAAGUUGGAAAAAUUGCUAUAUCAGUAAAAUCAAAAAUUGAACAACUAAACAGAGAAAAUUUAACCAAUAGGCAAAAGCCGGGAUGUCAAGAAGGAACAGGUAUUGAUCGAACCAGAACUGCAAGAACAGUAGCUGCUCAAAAGAAGUUAAAGGAUAAGAUGGCUGAAUUUCAGAUUUUAAGGCAAAAUAUCAGCCGAGAGUACCGAGAGGAUGUCGAGAGAAGGGUCUUCACAGUGACGGGUUCAAGAGCUGACGAAGAGACAAUUGACCAAUUAAUUGAGACUGGAGACGGUGAGCAAAUCUUGCAGAUGUCUAUUCAGGAACACGGGCGAGGCCAGGUAAUGGACACCCUGGCAGAAAUUCAGGAACGUCAUGAGGCGGUUAGAGACGUCGAGAAGAAGCUUCUUGAGUUGCAGCAGAUUUUCAUGGACAUGGCAGUGCUGGUGGAGUCACAAGGUGACAUGCUGGACAAUAUAGAAUCACAGGUUUUCUGGAACUACUGCUCUUCAGAAAGCAAAGAAGCUUCAAAGGAAUUCUCGAAAAUGGAUUCUAUUAAAAGGCCUUGUGAAUCCAAUUUUUGGGUAAGCCUUCACCACGGUGAUUUUACUUAGUAAUGGCGCAAGCAACAUUGGCAGGGGCACCUGCAGGAACCUUGAGAAAACCAGCAGCCGAUUCAGCAGAGUGAUACGCCAGAUUGGUUUGGCACGGAUCCAAUCAACAUCUCACCAGAGCUGAUAACAUUUGAUGUUAGCUUCGACAUGUUCUGUAAUUAAGUUCUUAAGAUAAAUUGAUCUGAGAAAAUAGAACAAUGGGUAUAGCCAUAUAGGAGUAAUAUUGUUUUACUUAGUUUUCGACAUGUUCUGUAAGGUUAGAUAGAUGGUGCUUACAGACCCACAAGCUGUAGCAGAGAGAACAGAAUAGACGAAGAUUAACUCUGCCACGGCAAAACUUACAGACCCAACAAGAGCUAAUCUGAUCGAAGUUAUGUCCUUGUAAAGCUUCCUCGUUCUGACACCACAAGAAAACUUGUGCCUUGUUUUUGCAUAAAAGAAGCAAACUGAGAAUUUAAGCAACAUGUGUAUGGUAUCACUGGCAAUACUCGAAUACUUCAAUUCAUAUAUAUUGAUUCAAGUUAACUGUUAUUUGCAAGUUUAAGUUGAACUAUAUAAUUACAAGUUCAAAACAUCUAUAUAUCUAAUAAAGAACUCGACUGCCA
Messenger RNA from Papaver somniferum (opium poppy), 1588 nucleotides. RefSeq names its product syntaxin-132-like. Lineage: Eukaryota; Viridiplantae; Streptophyta; Magnoliopsida; Ranunculales; Papaveraceae. The record is from RefSeq and is a predicted model, not a curated record. Gene Ontology annotation, biological process: exocytosis; intracellular protein transport; vesicle fusion. Gene Ontology annotation, cellular component: endomembrane system; plasma membrane; SNARE complex. Gene Ontology annotation, molecular function: SNAP receptor activity; SNARE binding. The transcript has 13 exons. The coding region runs from base 69 to 983 and encodes 304 amino acids.